AGAGAGAGAGAGAGAUAAUUUUUUUACAUGGCAGGUACACUGUAUCUGUGUUUAUAUUUCAAAUAUUUUAUCAUUUUAUCAAAAAAAUUGAGUCAACUCAAUUAAUAUAAAUUAAAUCGAAAAAUCUCGGUAAAUAGAAAUUCAAAGUAAGAAUAAAUAAAAGUACACCUAAAAGUAUCAUGCAUUUAUAUUUAGGUGCAUUUUGUUAUAUAAAUGUUUAUAAGACCAAAAAAUUCUCAAAUAUGUCAACAUAUAUAUAUAUAUUCUUCCAAACGCAUUAUUAUAUAUCAAUUCUUGUAUCAUAAAUUUCACAAAAACUUGAAAGACAUUUGUUGAAGCAUUUUUAAAUACAUGUCAUGUUUUAAAGUCCUAUUUUAUCAAAAUUUGUUUAAAUAAUUUAUUUAUUUAUAUAUAAUCAAUCUUUUCCAAAUAUUUGUACAGUUUAAAAUUUCAGUAUUUUCACAAAUUUAAAUUUAAAAUUCUACUUAUUAAAAAAAUUCAAGGGAUAAUGCUUUCAUGUUGACAGAAUUGAAAUUUGUAGAAAACUCAAAACUUUAGUUUAUUUUUUUUAAUUAUUAUACGCACUUGAAUGUUAAUUCUAAAGUAAUUUGAGAAAGAAACUCACUUAGUUCACAUUAAUAACAUUAUCUUAUUAAAAUAAAUAAAUAAAAAGGAAACACUCUAUGGAAUUAUGUCCUUGUCCAUAUUCAAAUAUCAUUUCAGAGCUGCAUUCACAAUUUUAGAAAAAAUUGAUGAUUAAUUAAUGCCAUAGAUCUCAACAAAUACAUCAAAAUGGAAAAUAAAGCAUUACUAUGGUCCAAGCCAGAGAAGGUAGGAUGGCUAUUUCACCAAAAACGCAAUUUGCAAGUAAAAGAAUGGAAGAAACUCAAUUGCAUGAUCAAAGGAAACUAUUUAUUCUACACCCACAAAUUGAAUCAGCAAGAGCCAACGGGGAUGAUGGCAUUGAAGGGAGGAGGAGCCGAAAGGGCUCGAUAUGAUCCCCUUGAGCCAACAAAGCAUUGCUUCCUUGUCCUCACGAUCACCAUGUUGCCCUCGUCGGCCCCCCACCCACAACACAUUCCGCUUCGGAAUGUCCCCAUUCAUGCCUCUUACUCCUUUGCUGCUGCUUCCCUUGCCGAAUGCCUCUCUUGGGUGGAAUGUAUAAAUGAAGCUGCGCAAUCAAUCCACAUUCCUAGGCUAAAACUUGAAUAUGCUCAUAACCAAGUGGAGGGUCUUAAAGCUCGUUGGGUUAAAUCACAAAUCCAAGAUUCAGGCAAGGAAGUAGAAUCGGAUCUUUUAUUUGGAGAAGAAGACCCUCUUGUGUUACAAGCUCUUGCAAAUGAUUUAAUGAGUUUAUAUCACUUGAUGGAUCUUGCAAAAAAAAGCAAAGAUAAUGCAUCUAAACAACUGAAUGAUGCGCUUCAUCACAUUGCGGAGCUUAAGGAAUCAACAUCCAAAUUAGAAGAACAAGUUGACAACCAGCACAAAGAUUCAAUUGAAAAAGCCAAGGCAGAUGUAAAUAAAAUUAAUGGAGUUUUGGAGCCACUUUUAUUUCUCAGACAAUCCUUGCAAAAUGUAUCGAAAGAAAUUGAAGUGCUUGAUGGAGGUCAAGAAUAUGGACCUGAAGUGAGGGUGGUAGAAUUAAGUGAAAAUGUUUUAGAGUACACCCUAAAAAAAAUCCAAAUGAUACAAAAAAAGAAAGAAGAUGUUAAUAAGAGGAAUUCUUUACCCAAUGAAGAUGAAAUUUAUAUUCUCAGUGAAAAACUCAAUGUAAUGUAUCAAGAUGAACUUGCUCUUUUGCAAAGAGCUCUUCCAAAGGAAAAUAUAGAAUUAGUAUCUCAAUUUGGUGGAAAUCAAUUAAAACGUGAUACUCAUGUUUCAAUUGGAAAUGAAAGUGCAAAAGAUGACACAAAUGUAAUUGCAGAAAUGAGAUUCAUUGAAAGGAAAGAAUCUAUUGAGGCUCCAUUUGCUUUUCCCAAAAAGAUCAAUUGGUGGUCAAACAAGUCUUCUACUAAUCACAACAAUGAACAUGAAAAUAUUGCAAGUAAUCAAGAUUAAAUAGAAGUGAGGUUCCUAAAGGAUAAUGGGUUUUAAGUAAUAGAACAAUGCAACGUAGGCAUAUUGAUGACUUAUUUCUAGGAUUGCUUUUACUUUGUUUAAUUUAAUGCUUAAUUACAAAGAUUGAAUGAAUUAUUUUUAUAUUAUGAUUUAGGAGAACAGUAAAUUUGAUAAGGGUUGAAAACUUAGCCAGAGCUUGAAUAGAGUGGUGCAGAACAACCUCAAAUAGAUUAUGUACAAAUUUAUGAGUCAAGAAUAAUUCUUUCAUACAAUACAUAUAAUUGUAGAAAGCGCCAAACAAAAUAAGUUCAAAUUCAGAAUUUUGUAUUU
Molecule: messenger RNA, 2388 nt
Organism: Physcomitrium patens
Lineage: Eukaryota; Viridiplantae; Streptophyta; Bryopsida; Funariales; Funariaceae
Source: RefSeq, a predicted model, not a curated record